GGGGAGGGGGGUAACAACAACUGGUGAGUGGUUAGGAGGCGCCUCCUCCUCAUUUUGAGGACUGUUUGGGAGGAUGACGGUUCUGUGCGCAGUUUCUCCCCGGGCCUGGUCGGAGUCGUGGCUUCCUUACCCUCCCUCCCCAAACCCGUCCUGAUCCCUCUCUCCCGAGGCGCUAAGGUUUGAGCGGUACUGAGGAGUUGGUGAGGGUUGCCUGUCCAAGCGGGAGCAAAGGGAGCAGCCUCCACCUCUACGCUUUCUGCCAGUGUAGUGUGAGGGGUCGGCAUUGUGAAUGAAGACUGAGGCAUCCAGCGGAAUCGUGGUGCUGUCGGGAGAGGUAUUUACACGAGGAGUCUAACGCUGUCGGGAGUGGGGAGAUCUAGGUGUAUCAGGACUCAAUAUUGAAUAUAAUUACUUGAAAAGUACUGUGUUGAUGAUAAACAGUUUGCACUGAUCAGUCCUCUUAAAGCAAUUUACCAGCUGAAUAACAAUGCGAUAUACAGUGAAGAGUGGAUAAAGACUACUACUGUUCUUCAUACUUGGAACUGGGGAUCAGAGUGUCAUUACUUCUGUGACCCCCAUUCUUUAAUUGCAUUCCCACCAUGAAAGAUUCAACACAAGUCUUUAUUUGUUGGUUUGUCCUGCCACUGCUCCAUUUGACCCAGAGUCACAGUCAUUUCACCUGUGAACCUAUAACAAUCCACCGGUGUGAAGGUCUGCCAUACAACAUGACAUUUUUUCCAAAUAAAUUGGAUCACUUUGAUCAGGACAUGGCUGCAAUUGCAAUGGAGCCUUUUCUUCCACUUAUGAAUCUGCGAUGCUCCCCAAAUGUGAAAACGUUCCUUUGCAGUGCAUUUGUGCCAGCUUGUAUGGAAGAUCUGCAGAUCGUCCCUCCUUGUAGAAAGCUUUGUGAGGAAGUUCUUCAGGACUGUGAAAAACUCAUUGAGACAUUUGGGAUUGCAUGGCCAGAUGGGUUGCAGUGUGAUCAGUUAGAAGAUUGUGUUGAUGGCCAGCUGUCUUCAGCAGUAACUCCAACCUCAAGAUCGAUAACAGAGAAGACUUCGCAAACAAUUGUGAAAGAUUAUGGGUUUUGGUGUCCACGGCCCCUGAAGACCCCUACUGGACAUGGCAGUUCAUUUCUUGGUGUAGAUGACUGUUUGCCACCGUGCCCCAACAUGUACUUCAAAGAAGAUGAACUAAGCUUUGCUAAAUGUUUCAUCGGAGUUGUUUCCAUCUUUUGUCUAUGUGCAACUCUCUUUACCUUCCUGACUUUCCUUAUCGAUGUUCGAAGAUUUCGGUAUCCUGAGCGGCCAAUCAUUUUCUACGCAGUAUGUUACAGCAUAGUAUCUCUUAUGUAUUUUGUAGGUUUUGUUGCUGGUAAUAAUAUAGUAUGCAACAAGGCAGAUGAGAAACUGGGAGCCAUGGAAACAGUUGUCAUAGGAGCACAGAGCAAAGGGUGUACCAUCCUUUUCAUGUUAUUAUAUUUCUUUACUAUGGCAGGUACUGUUUGGUGGGUAAUCCUAACCAUAACAUGGUUCCUAGCAGCAGGACUGAAGUGGAGUUGUGAAGCUAUUGAACAGAAAGCGUUGUGGUACCAUUCUGUUGCCUGGGGAAUACCUGGGAUAUUCACAAUAAUGCUGCUUGCCUUGAACAAAGUGGAAGGUGACAAUAUCAGUGGUGUAUGCUUUGUUGGGUUGUACGACUUGAAUGCUUUGCGUUAUUUUAUCUUGACGCCAUUGUGCCUCUGUGUGGUGGUGGGAUUGUCCCUUCUGUUGGCAGGGAUUAUUUCCUUGAAUCACGUGCGACAGGUGAUCCAACAUGAUGGACGAAAUCAAGAGAAGCUGAAGAAAUUCAUGAUUCGAAUUGGAGUUUUUAGCGGCCUGUACUUGGUGCCUCUAGUUGGGCUUCUGGGAUGCUAUAUUUAUGAGCAAACCCUUCGGACAACUUGGGAAACAACAUGGGUUCAUGAUUACUGUCAAGAUUAUCCUAUCCCAUGCCCCAAUCAGGUGGAAACCUUGAUCAGGCCGGACCUGUCACUCUUUAUGAUGAAAUACUUGAUGACUCUAAUUGUUGGUAUACCAGCAGUUUUCUGGGUUGGCAGUAGAAAAACAUGUUCUGAAUGGGCCAAUUUUUUUCACAGUGCCCACAAACGAGACCCUAUUACCGAAAGUCGGAGAGUGCUGCAGGAGUCCUGUGAAUUUUUCCUGAAGCACAAUUCUAAAGUUCAGCACAAGAAGAAGCACAAAUCAAGUUCCCAUAAACUCAGGGUAAUCUCUAAAUCCAUGGGGACAUCUACUACCGGCAUGGCAAAUCAUGGGACAUCAACUUUGCCUGCAACCAAUCACGAAUCAUUUGGUGAAGCAACAUUUUCUGAGGCUAAACCUUUCCUUGAAAUCAGUGAGCAUGAUGCUUUCCUCCCUGCUAUCGCGACUGCAUUGAACGCAUCCACCGGGGAACAGGUUUCUCUCAGUUUAUCUGGACACGGGGUGACUACUGACCUUCCAGAGAAAAGGAGUAAAGGAGGAAGCGUAUCUGGCAGAGUAAGCAACCAGUCUGAAGGCUUGCAGCGUGUUCCAGAUGGACGAUUAACACCAAGAGACGACUAUGCUGAAGAACAGACAGUACAAUCUAGUUUUGUCCUCGUGCCCCACAAUCCACGGGCCAGUAGCAGCAAGACCCCUGCUUCUCUUCUCGUGCAUGCAUUGCCAGAUAUCACCAAGUUUGAAGACUCUGAGAAUGGUGACUAAACGCCUGACCAUGUUAGAUUGAUAUAUUUGGUGGCUUUUCAUGUCUUGGCAUUUGGACUAUAGCCUAUGCUUUGUGAAGACGGCAUCUGUAGCACGUCAUUUUGUGAGCUAGUUACUUUUUUUUCUUUAGUUUUAGGGAGAAAAUUUAAAUGCACUACAGAUAAGUCUUAAAUAGUUUGAACUUGAGAACUAAUCUGAAAGUCCAACUUACUACAAAUAUCAGAGGAACCUUUUUUAUACUUCCCACGCAAAUUCUUUUUUCUGAUACUGUAAAAUAUCAUGUGGUAACUCUCCAUUUAUAGAUAGUUUUGUAUUAGUGUUUAUGAAGGUGGGAGGGGUAGAAAUUGCGUUUAGUCAAUAUUGUGUCUUUAUGCCUUGUAAAGUAGGCAGUGACAGCAGUGUUUCUUUGUGGUAUCUUCUUUCUGUUCAAUUAUAUGCUCAUUUAUAAUGUUAUUUUACCUUGCAUAGUAGUGUGUAUGUAUGAAAUCGCUUGUUCACCUUGAAAUAAUGAUAAAUAGGGUGUAACACUCCCUUAGUAGCUACUGUUACCGCUGUUGUUUAUUUGUUCCAAUAAUUUGCACAAUUGUGGUAGUUGACUCAGCAGGAUUGUGGAUACUUUAUGCAGAUUGAAGGAAGAAGCAGAGAGACCUGGGAGUGUACUUAUAUCUUUUGAAUGUGUAAUAUGGCGAGUUUAGAAGUCUGUUAUAAGGGCAGGUGGAUACUUAGCUUUAUCAAUAGAGACGGAGGACAAAAGCAAGGAGAUUAUCCUAAACACGUUACUUAGGCCUCAUCUGGAGUAUUGUAGGCACUGCAAUAGUAUACGUUAGGAAGAUUGACGAGGCUUAGGAGUUGAUGCAGAAGGAAUUCAUUUGCGUAAUACCAAUUACAGUGUAUAAAGAUUUCACUCGCAUCAAUACUAGAAUUUGGGAUCAUUCUCCUUCACUCUGAGAUGGUUAUGGGAAGAUUGGAUAAAGGCAUUCAGAAUCCUUUAAUAGAAUAAAUAAGGAACAACUGUUUCCGAUGCAAUAACGAUUGGUAAUCAGUGCACAGAAUAAAGGAAUUGACAGAUGAACCUGAGGUGAUAUGAGGGGAAAAUGAAUCUGGAAUGCAGUGCCUGAAAGAGUGGUGGAAGUAGAUUCAAUAAUCAUUUCUACAAAGGAAUUGGAUAAGUACUUUAUGCAGAAACCCCACUGGAACUGUUAGGUAAGAGCAGGGAAUUGAAGUAAAUUCAGUAGUUAUUUGAAUGUUCUGGUCCACAUGUACGAAAGGAAAUCCCCUAGUCAGAGAUUACACAACAUCUCUAAUUCUCUACAGUUUAACUCUGGUUUACCAGUUCAGCUCCACUCAGAACUGGAGACUGUCAAGUUGUUGUGGUUCUGUUCGCCGAGCUAGAAGUUUUUGUUGCAAACGUUUCGUCCCCUGUCUAGGUGACAUCCU
Chiloscyllium plagiosum (whitespotted bambooshark) is the source of this 4181-nucleotide messenger RNA. It is a transcript of the gene fzd6, whose product is annotated as frizzled class receptor 6. Lineage: Eukaryota; Metazoa; Chordata; Chondrichthyes; Orectolobiformes; Hemiscylliidae. Gene Ontology annotation, molecular function: Wnt receptor activity; Wnt-protein binding. Gene Ontology annotation, cellular component: plasma membrane. Gene Ontology annotation, biological process: non-canonical Wnt signaling pathway; canonical Wnt signaling pathway. The record is from RefSeq and is a predicted model, not a curated record.